Molecule: messenger RNA, 3315 nt
Organism: Aspergillus ibericus CBS 121593
Lineage: Eukaryota; Fungi; Ascomycota; Eurotiomycetes; Eurotiales; Aspergillaceae
Product: putative regulatory protein Ral2
Exons: 1
Coding region: 417-3071 (884 amino acids)
Biological process (GO): cell redox homeostasis
Cellular component (GO): cytosol; mitochondrion
Molecular function (GO): protein binding
Source: RefSeq, a predicted model, not a curated record
CAUGUGACCGGGGAGAUCUCACACAGCCCCCCCUAGAUACUGGACACUAUUCAUUGAACUCCCUAUACCCCUCACUGGCUUUCUCAACCUAUUUGUCCCAUUCUUAGAUGGUUUGACCCCCGCGGCCCUCACGAUCACGAAAGUUCCUCGAUUCCCCACACUCUGGCCCGACGUUGACCUCGAGGAUCAUCCAACGGCACUCUUCUCGCUCCUGUCCGCAACCGUGCCUGUUCGUGCUUUACGAGUGUGAUGACCCCCUGUCGAGUCGAGGUCUCAAUCGCGCCAUACCAGGAGUCAAGAUUUUGAGGAAGGGAAACAUACGUGGUCUUGGAGGGGACCUGCUCUGUCGUCAAAGUGGAAGGACGGCACUCGGUUUCUGUGGCCUGUUCUAGUGGGAGCAUCCCUAUCCCGCCACAAUGAUGUCCAGAAGCCAGUCGAGUUUGGGUUAUCUGGACGCAGGGAGGGAGGAUCCCUCUGCGUCGGGGGCUCAACCGGGACUUCAACCGCCGGCCUCGAACUCAGGGCCCAUCAACCUGUCGGGUCUGGUAUGCAAUGUGCGCAGAACAACCGGAAGAGAGCCGCAUCCGUUGGUCGGGGCCACUACGACUAUCCUAGGUGAUAAGCUUUACGUGUUCGGCGGUCGUGUCUUAUCCAAAAGUCGCCCACAGUUGACGUCGGACAUAUACGAGCUGGACUUGAUCCGGCGUCACUGGACGAAAAUCGAAGCCACGGGCGAUGUCCCUCGCCCGCGCUAUUUCCACAGCGUUUGCGCUCUGGGCGAUCACAAACUGGUGUGCUACGGCGGCAUGUCGCCUGCACUGAAUGUGGUGAAGGAUCCCACAACUAACGGCUCGGGUGGACAGGAGGCACAGCCGGAGGUUGUGGUCAUGUCUGAUAUUCAUAUAUUCGAUGUCCCAUCUCGGACGUGGACCCGCGUGCCCGCAAUCGACUCACCCCAGGGACGUUAUGCACACUGCGCAACCAUUCUGCCCUCAAGCGCCCAUUUCACCUCCGCUACUGCGCCGCUGUCCGCAAUUCAUCAUAACCCAGCUUCGUCGAAUCCGCACCAGGGCUCGAUCGGCGUCGAUAUUGAUGGGUUCGGAGGCGCAGAAAUGGUGGUGGUAGGAGGACAGGAUAGCUCGAAUCAUUAUAUCGAACAGAUCAGUGUGUUCAACCUACGCAGCCUGAAGUGGACCAGCACGAGCCAUCUGGGGCGAAGCUGUGGUGCCUAUCGGAGCGUGGUUGCUCCCUUGGUCGGCAUGAAUGUUUCCGACAUUGGGUCCGCCGCAGACAGUCAGGACGUACAGGAACCGGCUGAAGGAUCGCAAGUCGAGGGGUGUCCGAUGCUGGUAUAUUCCAACUACAAUUUCCUGGAUGUGAAGCUGGAGCUUCAGGUGCGCCUCCCGGAUGGCCGCCUGAUCGAGAAACCCAUGCAGAGCCAGGCGUCGCCUCCUGGCUUGAGGUUUCCCAACGGAGGGGUCAUCAACGGGCAUUUCGUCGUGAGCGGGACAUAUCUGACGUCCUCAAAGCAAGAAUAUGCGCUGUGGGCCCUCGACCUCCGCACUCUCACCUGGGGGAGGAUCGAUGCCGGCGGGUCAGUCUUCGGUCAUGGAAGCUGGAACCGUGGUAUACUCUGGUCAAGAAGAAACACUUUUGUCAUUCUGGGUCACCGAAAACGCAGCCUCGUCGAGGACUACAAUCACCGUCGGAUCAACUUCUCCCACGUCUGUAUGGUCGAGCUGGAGGCGUUUGGGCUCUACAACAAUGCAUGCCGGACCACGCCCACCUCGGGAUACAUCUCUUACAGUGCACCUUCAGUUCCGGCGUCCAUGCAGGCCAAACUGACCAAAUUGACCUCUGGCGGAAGGCCGUUUUCCUCCGCGUCCGAUGAACUGGGAAACCUCGCCCAGUCUCUGCCUGAAAUGGCCGAUAUGGAACUCCAGGCCGUUGGGGGAGAGCGGAUCCCCGUGAACUCGCGCAUUCUAACGCGCAGAUGGGGUCCCUACUUCAUCCAGCUUCUGCGCGAGUCCUGCGAUGGCGGAAUAGGCGAGACGGCCGCGCUCCGUCCAGCAGUCGCCAUGUACCCAAGUCGCAACUCGAGCAUUACUAUCACCCCGUCCAUCGGGCAGAAUAGCAACUACUCCAACACCUCUACUCUCGUCAGCAAUCACUCAAUCACCUCCAAGUCCUUGUUAGCGAACCUUGAGAUACCCUCAGCGCAUAGCCUUUCCCCUACCUCUCGUCCCCGCGUGCUUUAUCUCCCCCACACCUUUCUCACUCUCCAAGUUCUCGUCUAUUACUUCUAUACGUCCUCCCUACCACCCGCGGGCUCUCCUCUCUGCACUCCGCAGAUUCUCUGCUCCCUUCUCCAACUCGCUCGCCCAUAUCAGGUCGACGGCCUCCUGGAAGCCACCGUCGAACGCCUCCAUCAAGUUCUGGAUGGAAGAAACGCCGCUGCCGUGUUCAAUGCCGCCGCCAUGGCCGCCGGCGGUGGGCGAGGCACUGGCUUCACCAGUGGUCCCGGAGGCACUCUGGAAGCACUGAACGGCGCGCACGCCAGCCACGAAUCCUCGUCCGGCACCGGAACCACCACCUCCCAAAGUCACCUUACCUCCGACUCGUCUGAUACGGAACACGGUACCUCUGCUCUUUCCGUCGCCAGCAGUGCCAGCGGCGUUAUGGGCUCUCGCGGGAUCCCCCUCCGCAUCAACACCAACAUCUUCAGCCGCCGGCAGCGCAGCACCGCCGGCCUUGACCGAGAACGAGAGCGCGACCGCGACCGCGAAGACGCGAUGAGCAACGCCAGUACCUCCACCUCCGCUUCCACCGACACUAGCUUCGACCACUCCGACACCGAAAUGGGUGGCGAUCCGACCCGACCGUCCCAUCACCGCCGUAACACCGAUGCGGAACUACGUCCCGAGCGCGAGAUCUGGACUGGCGACCUCAGCAGCGUCAUCGGGUUACAGAAGCGCGGCCUUCGCGGUCUCAUGGAAGGUCGACGGUUGCGUGAACGCAAUGCCAAACCGGCAAUCGGUCCUGAUCAUGGUGCUCCGGCACCUGGUGCGUAAGCUGAAUUCGGCUCGCUUGCUCAAUUCUCUUCCGUUCCCCCGUGUCCGCAGAGCGGUACCUCGUGACUAGGAUUAGCUCUUCUUGAGCGUACUUCGAGUUGCUGACUGACUCUAAUAUGGGGAGGUUGGCUGGGCGUGACAAACUUUCAUCAGUCGGUUGGCCAACCUUGCGGGCACAGCGUGUCGAAAACCCGACAAAGCGACGUAGAUGGGAAUUUCCGGUAAUCAGUUGUAAUCCAACGAU